AUGGAGGAUGUUAAAGACCCACCGACCGUCCACCGGUCAUCCUCCUUCAGCAUUAAGAGCCUCCUGCUGCCUUCUAAGUGCGACAGACCGGACUCAGUCGUUGCUGCCGCCGCCGCUGCGGUCGCCGGCAUCCCCGGGACGCUCUCUCCUUCGCCGGGCUCCGACUCUGACAAGUCACUGGAUAUUCCGGAGGUGGACUCCACAGCGGUGUCUCUGGACCCGGUGAAACCCGGCAAGGAGGAGCAGGGGGAAGAGGAGGAGGAGGGUGGAGGGGGAGGCGGAGGAGGGGAUGGCACUAAGGCGACAUCAGAGCAGAAUACUAACGGUAAUAAUGGUAAAAACGGGAAAUAUGACAAGCCUCCGUUCAGCUACAACGCUCUUAUCAUGAUGGCAAUUCGGCAGAGCCCCGAAAAGCGGCUCACGCUAAACGGCAUCUAUGAGUUCAUCAUGAAAAACUUCCCGUACUACCGAGAGCACAAGCAGGGCUGGCAGAACUCCAUCCGACACAACCUGAGUCUCAAUAAGUGUUUCGUCAAGGUCCCUCGGCACUAUGACGACCCGGGGAAGGGGAACUACUGGAUGCUUGACCCGAGCAGUGAUGACGUUUUCAUUGGGGGGACUACCGGGAAACUCCGGCGGCGCUCAGCCACCUCCAGGGGCAAGCUGGCGAUGAAGCGCGGACUGCGCUUCGCUCCUCUCGGUUUGGGGAUUAACGAGCGGGCGAACAACCCGCUCUACUGGCAGAUUUCUCCUUUUCUCUCUCUUCACCACCACCACCACCACCCACACUACAACGGCUCCUCUCCCGGGUUUUUGAACCAGGCUGCGGGCUACGGGUCACUUCUUCCCGCCGUGGAGCAGCUGAGUAACGGGGACCUGGGGCGCUCCAUCCUUGGCGGGUCUGCCGCCGGGGCGCUGGGUUUGUCGAACAGUUACGGUAUGAACACGUCGCCAGUCGGGCUUCUCUCCGGACAGACUGCCGGGUAUUUUGUCUCAGGAAGCCAACACGCUGCUGCAGCGAAUCAGGGGCCACCGGGAGGGGGACCUCCGUCGCACCUUCAGCACAGCGCGUCGGGGUUCGGCGGCUUGGCGCCCAGCAGCUCUCCGCAAUCCUUGCUAACAGACUCCCUUAGAAACAGCUCCUUACCGGCCUUCUCCCCGGGUGUGUCCGCGGGGUUCCCUGGGAUGCUGUCCCAUCAAAAGAGGGUAUACCCCCAAACGCUUUCCUAA
Messenger RNA from Labrus bergylta (ballan wrasse), 1230 nucleotides. The record is from RefSeq and is a predicted model, not a curated record. NCBI's taxonomy places the organism in Eukaryota, Metazoa, Chordata, Actinopteri, Labriformes, Labridae.